AUGGCCACCGUCAACAUCCGCCGGGAUAUCACCGAUCCCUUCUAUCGCUACAAGAUGGAGAAGCUCCAGGCUAAGGUCGAGGGCAAGGGCAACGGUAUUAAGACCGUUGUCGUCAACCUGAACUCAGUUGCCCAGUCCCUCAGUCGGCCUCCUGCCUAUCUCAUCAAGUACUUCGGAUUUGAACUUGGUGCCCAGGCCAACGCUAAGCCCUCCGACGACCGUUGGAUCAUCAACGGCUCUCACGACGCCCCUAAGCUUCAGGAUUACCUCGAUGGCUUCAUCUCCAAGUUUGUGCUGUGCAAGAAAUGCAAGAACCCCGAGACCGAUGUCAUUAUCAAGGACGAGAAGAUUACCCUGGACUGCAAGGCUUGUGGUCAGCGCUCCGAUGUCGACCCUCGCCUCAAGCUGAGCACCUUCAUUGUUCGCAACAACCCCAAGGGUGGCAAGAAGGAGAAGAAGAAGUCCCGCCGCGAGCGAGAGAAGGAGAAGGCUGCCAAUGGCGAGGAUGCCAGCCCCGGCGACAGCAACAAUUCCGAGAAUGGCGAGGAUGGAGAUUAUGCUCUCGAGGCUAACAGCGAUGAUGAAGUGACCCGCCAGGCCCAGGCCAUCGAGGCCGAAGCCGAGAUCAAGGAUGAUGAGUGGGCUGUUGACGUUUCCGAGGAGGCCGUGAAGGCUCGUGCCAAGGAUCUCCCCUCGGACCUCAAGCGUGCCCUUGUCAUUGAGGAUGGUGACGAUGAGGGAGCUGAUGGACCCUCGUCCUACGAGCAGCUGGGAAGCUGGAUCGUUGACACCGCUGCUGAGAAGGGCGGUGUCACCAAGGUGACUGAUGUUGAGAUCUACAUGAAGGCCAAGGAGUUCGGCAUUGAGACUAAGCACAAGACUUGCGCCGUUCUGGCACAGAGCAUCUUCGACGAGAAGGUUGCCAAGCAGAUUGAAGGCCGCGCUGGUUUGCUCAAGAAGCUGAUCACCUCCGAUCGUCAUGAAAAGGCUUUCCUCGGUGGUACCGAGCGCUUCGUUGGCCAGGAUCACCCGGAACUGGUCGCCCAGAUCCCUGCCAUCCUGCUGGGCUACUACCAGAACGACCUUGUGUCUGAGGAAACUCUCAAGGCGUGGGGUGCCAAGACCAGCAAGAAAUAUGUCGACAUUUCGACUAGCAAGAAGAUCCACAAGGCUGCUAAGCCCUUCAUUGAGUGGCUCGAGAAUGCCGAGAGCGACGAGGAGAGUGAAGAAGACAGCGAGUAG
Messenger RNA from Penicillium hordei, 1242 nucleotides. RefSeq names its product translation initiation factor eIF5. The transcript has a single exon. Bases 1 to 1242 code for a protein of 413 amino acids. Lineage: Eukaryota; Fungi; Ascomycota; Eurotiomycetes; Eurotiales; Aspergillaceae. Gene Ontology annotation, cellular component: cytosol. Gene Ontology annotation, biological process: translational initiation; formation of translation preinitiation complex; formation of cytoplasmic translation initiation complex. Gene Ontology annotation, molecular function: eukaryotic initiation factor eIF2 binding; GDP-dissociation inhibitor activity; translation initiation factor activity. The record is from RefSeq and is a predicted model, not a curated record.